Messenger RNA from Nematostella vectensis (starlet sea anemone), 1340 nucleotides. RefSeq names its product DNA fragmentation factor subunit beta. The record is from RefSeq and is a predicted model, not a curated record. Gene Ontology annotation, biological process: apoptotic DNA fragmentation; apoptotic process. Gene Ontology annotation, cellular component: nucleus; cytoplasm. Gene Ontology annotation, molecular function: DNA endonuclease activity. The coding region runs from base 93 to 1097 and encodes 334 amino acids. The transcript has 4 exons. Lineage: Eukaryota; Metazoa; Cnidaria; Anthozoa; Actiniaria; Edwardsiidae.
AGUUAGUUUCGAAAACAAUAUGUCCGACCGGAUUUCACUGCAUGAUCCUUCCCUUUGACGAUGUUUUAAAAUCCAUCCACAAAUAAUACACGAUGACUAACCUCAAAGCAUACAAGAUACAAGAUGUCUCUAGAACAAGAAGGAAAGGAGUUGUGGCUCGGAGCUUAUCGGAGCUACGAUCUAAAGCUAUCAAAACCCUUGACUUACCAAAAGGCUCUCGUGUGUGUAUGGAAGACGGGACGGACGUGGAAGAUGAAGACUAUUUUGAUACUUUACCGCCACAGACUGUGUUAGUUAUUGUCAGACCUGAUGAGGACUGGGACGGAUAUCUUACCAUCCUGAAACAUGCCACCCAGAAGGUCUUCCGAGCAAUGUCCAAACGGAAUCAAAUAGUGGACCAGAUCCGUGACCUAAUGACAGGUGAUGAGUCGAGUGAAAUGUACUCGGUAAUGGCAGCAUUUCUGAACCAGCUGCAAGAGAAUAUUGAAGCUGAAACAAAAGAAGAUGACCCUCUUUGGUUUGAGGGUGUCAGUGCAUCAUUCCAAACCAAGGAGGAUGCCAUGAAGGCUAGUGCCCAAUCGAGAAUCAGGAAUUACUUUUCCACAGCCAAGGAAUAUAUAGAAAAGGAAGGAAGCAAACGGUCCAAGCCUCUGUUGCUAGCAGCUUUGUCUAACUUCCAACAGCAGUUGAAAAAAGACCACUAUUUUGGCAGCUAUUUUGUGAGAUCAGCAUGUGAAUCACAGCGCCUUUGCUGUUCAGAUGGCUGGUUCAAUUGCAUGGGAAAGUUUGACAGUAGUCACUGUACAAAGCUUCACAAGAUUAACCCAUAUGGAAGCAAGGAGGGAAGGGUUCUCUUCAGUACCUGGAAUUUAGAUCAUGUAAUAGAAAAGUCAAGAGAAAUUCUUCCUUCUAUGGUGAAAGCGGCUGAGGAGUGUCCGAAAGGCAAGCAGCUCAAUUGGAAGUACUUUUAUUCCUUGUUAUUUACUUGUGUGAAUCUGAAGCUGGUUCACAUUACCUGCCAUUUUAAAGGUGAACACGAAGGACAAGUGUGUUCUACGAAGCAGUUUUAUGAAAAAAAAGGAGAAAUAACAAUAUAAAAAUACAAUAUUUUGUGGUAUAUUGUAAUAUAAAAAAUGGUGAAUUACUGGGUUUUUUUUAUUCUGGUACAUUAUGUAUACUUAUCAUUCUGUCUUUGUCUUGGGAAGGUGGUAGCAAGCCCCCUCCCUCCCCUCCCUCUCCAUUCACCCCCUUGGGUAUGGGCCUGAACGCUCCAAAAGCGAUUACGUUUGCCAAGUUAACAUUGACUAACUGAAAUAAAAUAAAAUGUAUGUAAAAAUGAA